CCCACCACCAUGGAGUCAGUUUCAAAGUCUUUAGACAUUGACGAUCUCGAGCGCAAGGUUACAGUCUCGUCGCCUGACAGAGACUCAGAAAUCAUCGAGUUCACUCGCGAAGAAGAACUGCAACUUCUCCGAAAAUUCGACUUUAUGAUUCUGCCGCCUCUCGCGUUCAUGUAUCUCUGCAACGCACUUGACAAAGGAAAUGUUGGAAAUGCAAAGACUGCUCACUGGGACAAGGACAUUGGUUUAACAGGAGACCAGUACUACAUCCUUGUGAUGGUGUUCUAUGCACCGUUUUGUGUAUUCGGCACACCUCUUAGCUUGUUCGCCAAACGAUUCUCUGCUGCCAGGGUGCUUCCUAUCGUCAUGCUCGGAUUUGUUGAGGUUCAAUAUGCUCUUGAACAGGGCGCUUUGUACUGCCGCAGCAAAGAAUUUUUCUCCCAAUUCUUAGAGGUCUUCGCCAUCCGAUUUUUCCUUGGGAUCUUUGAGAGUCCAAUGCUGCCUGCAGUGGUGUACUAUCUCAGCACAUUCUACAAGCGCAACGAGUUGGCGUCUCGAGUUGCAACAUUCUACGCUGCAGCGUCAAUAUCAGGCGCUUUCUCUGGCUUGAUUGCCUAUGGUGUCUUCCACAUAACUAACACGAAGUACCAUAACUGGCAGUAUUUGUUCUGGAUCGAAGGAGCCGCAACUCUCUGUUUCGCUGCGUUCGCUUGGUUCUGGCUGCCCCGCACGCCUGCAACUUGGCGUUUUUUGACUGAUCGUCAGAAGGCGAUUGCGAGGAGUCGGAUUCUUUCAGAUUCAUCUGCGACUGUGGAGGAAGGAGUCGAUGUCACUGGCGCCUUUUCGCCAUUCAAGAGCCCAUUGUACUGGGUUUGGAUCUUGAUCAGCAUAUCUCUCGGGGUUCCUCUGGCUUCUGUGAACAAUUUUCUGCCGCAGAUCAUUUCGAGUUUCAAAUAUAGCACUGUCAAAACGAACUUGUACACUGUCGCGCCGAAUGUUGCUGGGACCGUCGCUCUCCUUCUUUUGGCCUUCUCUUCCGAUUACUUCAGGGAACGGACAAUCCGUGAACAUGCGAGUCUCUUGUCCGAGUUGAAAGAAUUCAGGCUCACAUGGAUCUGCAGAUGCAUUCCGCUGGUCACUGCUUUUGUAGGAUUUAUCAUACUGGGCAGCAUCGACACUCUCCAGCACCUCCACGUCGCCUAUUUUGCUUGCUUCUUGUUGACCAUGGGUGCUUUCGCACCUUCUAUCCUUGUCGCAACAUGGUAUUCAAACAACACGACCCAUGAAUCCAAACGAGCUGCUGUUGCCGCAGUAAUGGUCGGUUUCGCCAAUAGCGCUGGACUGAUAUCAACCAACGUAUUCCGGGCUCAAGACGAACCCAAAUAUGUUCCUGCACUGGCAACUUCUGCUGCUUUCGGAGGCUUCUGCUUGAUAUUGGUCGCAGGAACUGGCAUCUGGAUGAGACGCGAAAACGCCAGACGAAACCGAGAGCAAGGCGUGAAUCUACAAGCCAAGGAUGUAGACACCUCGAACCUUUCCCAGGGCACCAAAUCUCCUCUUUGGCGUUAUAUGUAUUGA
Messenger RNA from Mycena indigotica, 1575 nucleotides. RefSeq names its product MFS general substrate transporter. Gene Ontology annotation, molecular function: transmembrane transporter activity. The transcript has 20 exons. The coding region runs from base 10 to 1575 and encodes 521 amino acids. NCBI's taxonomy places the organism in Eukaryota, Fungi, Basidiomycota, Agaricomycetes, Agaricales, Mycenaceae. Gene Ontology annotation, cellular component: membrane. The record is from RefSeq and is a predicted model, not a curated record. Gene Ontology annotation, biological process: transmembrane transport.